CGACGGCGGCGCAGGAGCACGCUCAGGCGUAAAAACACCGUAUCGGAAUAAUAACACUGAACGAAAACCUACGCAGAAUAACUAUAACUGCAGCGCUUGCGGAGGACGUAAUCACAACUAUGCGGACUGUCGGUUCCGGGAGUAUGUGUGCAGCAAGUGUCAUCGUCCCGGACAUCUGCGGCGAGUGUGUCCAGGAUGGAAUGCAUCGGAGGCGUCGCAGGGCGCAGGCCGGCGGCAAGGCCUGGCGCCGGCGGGGACGGCGCAGGCCCGUAGUGGCUUGUACUUUGGGGAGGCCGAUCGCGGAACUAGCGAGGAGUGCGGCGGAGACCUCGAAGAAGAACUACACCAUUUAUGCUUGAAUGACUACAAAUCAGUUUAAGGAGCUAUUCGACGGCGGGCUGGGGCGGUACACGGGCGGGCUCGCGACGCUGCGGGUGCGGGCGGGCGCGGCGCCGGUGUUCCACCGCGCGCGGCCGCUGCCGUACGCGCUGCGCGAGCGCGUGGACGCCGAGCUGGACGCCAUGCUGCGCGCCGGCGUCAUCGAGCCCGUGGACUGCUCCGACUGGGCCUCGCCGCUUGUGCCGAUUAACAAACCGGACGGUACGCUUAGGAUUUGCGCUGAUUAUAAAUCUACUUUGAACCCGUCUUUAUUGGUCGAUCGUUACCCACUUCCUAAAAUAGAGGAUGUAUUAGUAAAUUUAAAUGGGAAUUUAUAUUUUAGUAAAAUCGAUCUUUCACAAGCGUACAAUCAAAUCGAGUUGGAUGAUUCUAAGAAAUAUACUGUUAUAAAUACACAUCGGGGUCUAUUUCGCUAUAAUAGGUUAGUAUAUGGCUUAGCAUCGAGUGUAGGUAUAUUUCAGCGGAUUAUGACUAAUUUAUUGUGCGAUAUACCUAAUGUGCAAGUGUUCCUGGAUGAUAUUAUUGUGGGUGGGAGAUCCAGGGCUGCCCAUUUACGGGCUUUAGAAUCAAUUUUUCAACGGUUAAAAUCAUAUGGGUUAAAGUUAAAGAAAAGUAAAUGUGUUUUUUUUGCUAAGGAAGUCACUUAUCUAGGUUAUGUGGUGUCUAAGGAGGGGACUCGUCCAGAUGCAUCUAAAAUAGAAGCAAUUGUUAAAAUGGAACAACCUCAAAAUGUUCCCGAACUGAGGUCAUUUUUGGGAACCGUAAACUUUUUCGGGAGAUUUGUAAAAAACUUAAGCCCCAUGUUGUCUCCUUUAUACACUUUAUUACGCAAGGGUGUAGAAUGGAACUGGGAUUCGGAAUGUGAACUAGCAUUUAAUAGUGUGAAACAACAGCUGUCCGGUGCAAGUGUCCUAGCUCAUUACGACCCCGACAAGCCGUUGAUAGCGACGUGCGACGCGAGCGCGCGCGGGCUGGGCGCCGUGCUGACGCAGCCCGGGCCGCGCGGCGAGCGCCCCGUCGCGUUCGCCUCGCGCUCGUUGAAUAAUGCGGAAAGGAAUUAUUCGCAAAUACACAGGGAAGCGCUCGCCAUCAUUUUUUGUAUUAAAAAGUUUCAUCAGUACUUAUAUGGUAGACGAUUUAUAUUACGCACCGAUCAUAAACCUCUAGUAUCCAUUUUCGGACCUAAUACCGGAAUACCAAACAUGACGGCGAGUCGUAUGCAACGUUGGGCAAUAAUUGUAUCUGCUUACGAUUACGAAAUCGAGUAUGUUAAAAGUAACGAUAACUGCGCGGAUAGUUUGUCGAGGUUACCUCCGAAAAGUAAGCCUGAAUUUAAUUGCAAUGAACAAAUUCCGGAACAAACAUUUUUACAUUUUGCUCAAGAGGCUUUAUUAUUAGAUUAUAAUACGAUUCGGAGAGAAACAAUUAGGGAUAGAAUUUUAAGUCGAGUUCUUUCUUACGUUAGGGACGGCUGGCCCGACCAGUGUGACAUCGAUGGGUUAAAACCGUAUUUUAAUAGGAAAACAGAGUUAUAUGAGGAGCUAGGUUGCUUAAUGUGGGGGUAUCGAGUGGUCAUACCCGAAGCGUGCCGGGAUAAGGUGUUAGAAAUAAUACAUGAGCCACACAUGGGUAUCGUCAAGUCGAAGGCUCUGGCUCGCUCAUACGUGUGGUGGGCCGGCAUCGACGAGGCCGUGGAGGGGGCCUGCCGCGCGUGCAGCGCGUGCGCCGCCACCGCCGCCGCGCCGCCGCAGCACGCGCCGCGCCCGUGGCCGUGGCCGCGCCGGCCGUGGUCUCGCAUUCACCUAGACUUUAUGGGGCCUAUACUGGGAAAAACUUACUUGGUGGUCAUAGAUGCGAUGUCCAAAUGGAUCGAAGUGUUCCAAGUUCCCAGCACUUCAGCUAGUUCCACAAUAGAUAGGUUAGGUGAACUAUGGGCUAGGUGGGGAAUUCCUAAACAGGUAGUGAGUGAUAACGGGCCGCCCUUCACGAGUAGAGAGUUUGAGUGUUUUCUCAAUAAUGAUGGAAUUGAUCACAUUUUUACCGCUCCCUAUCACCCAGCGUCGAACGGUGCCGCGGAGAAUGCGGUAAAAACAUUAAAAAGCGUGAUCAAGAAAUCAAUUGUUGAAAAAUCUGAUGUUUUAAAAUCAUUAAAUAAAUUUUUGCUUUACUAUCGUAAUACAGAACACUGCUCGACAGGUGAAAGCCCUGCUGUUUUACUUAUGGGAAGAAGGCUGCGCACUCAUUUGGACUUAUUGAAGCCAGACAUAGAAAACAAAGUCACAAAAAGUCAACAAUUGCAGGUAAAUUCAUCAGGGGGGGCGAAUAGGAAUUUGCAAGUAGGGGAGGAUGUUUGGUAUCGUCAGUAUUUGAAGGGAGAAAAAUGGCAACCGGGAAGAAUUCGCAGCUCAUUAGGUAGUACUGAUUAUACUAUAACAGAUAAUAACGGUAACGACAUUCACCGACAUAUCGACCAAUUAAGACGUAGGUCUAGAAAAUCUUUAGCGUUCCCGAUUGAAAAUAAAACAGAAAGCUCAGAUGCUAAUACAACAAUAAGUUCCCCAACAAAAUCAAACACUCAGUCGAAGCAGUCUGUGGAAUCGAACAUAGCGCCCGCGCCCACGCAGCCAGAGUCGCCGGCGCUGGCGCGCAGCGUGGAAGAAGGGGAGGCAGGGGCAAAGUCGGGGGACGACGACUGUUUUGCUACUCCGGAAAAAGUGUUCGAUUCACCUAAUGUACAGCCAGUAGUCCCCGCUGAACCGCCCCAGUCACGCCCGAUAAGGAAGUGUAGGUUAGAUAAGGUGCCUAGAUAUAAGUUUUAG
Molecule: messenger RNA, 3218 nt
Organism: Ostrinia nubilalis (European corn borer)
Lineage: Eukaryota; Metazoa; Arthropoda; Insecta; Lepidoptera; Crambidae
Exons: 2
Coding region: 360-3218 (952 amino acids)
Biological process (GO): DNA integration
Molecular function (GO): nucleic acid binding
Source: RefSeq, a predicted model, not a curated record